Molecule: messenger RNA, 1074 nt
Organism: Microdochium trichocladiopsis
Lineage: Eukaryota; Fungi; Ascomycota; Sordariomycetes; Xylariales; Microdochiaceae
Exons: 6
Coding region: 1-1074 (357 amino acids)
Source: RefSeq, a predicted model, not a curated record
AUGACAUCAGCAGGAUCGAGCCCCCGAGCAUCAUACGCCGAGGUCGCGCGGACCCCACCGACAAGCCAACCCGACAAUGUACAAACCCUCUCCUCGGCGAAGACGUCACCCUCGACAUUCACAGACUCACUUUUCUGCACGAUCGACGCGUCACAUGUGGAGGAAGCGGAGAAGGGCAGCGUAACCGCUGGAACCGUCAGGUCAGCCGUGGAGAAGGAAAUGAGAGCGAGGAAAGAGGACAGCAGCUGGAGGUGCAAGGCGGUCACGGUCGACGCGAGGAACACGAGCAGGGCCAAGAUCGUCUGUAGGAACGAGGAGGAGCAUAACAUGGUUAAGCAAGCGGCCGAGGUGGCGACGUGGGUAAUGGCGUUCGGCCAGGAGAACGAAGCAACGGUAGCCAAGAUAUCGUGGCUCAGUCGGAGGAAUAUCCGGAAGGCGUACGGGUCCAUGGUGGUGCGAACGUUUUCGAACGACGGGGCCGACCAGAGUAAUGCUAUAACUGCCAAGAGAUCGGGCACAAGGCGUUCAAGAGCACAAAGCCCUAGCGGUGCGGUGUUUCCGGUCCUUCAACUUAACGUUGGAAAGAGGAGGGAGGUUCACGACAGCGUAAUGAACGACGGAAGUCUGAAAGACUUUGCUGCGAUAGCGAUACAGGAACCACCAGCCUGGAAGGCGGGUGACAAACUCCUCACCGUCCCGAUGGGGCACCGAGAAUGGACGAAAAUGGUACCGACGGAAUGGCGAGAGGGGAGGUGGGGAGCAAGGAGUAUGUUAUGGGGUCUGGACACCGAGCAGGUUCCCAUCCCAUCACCGGACAUCACCGCUGCCAGGGUGCGACUUCCGGACAAGGAUUUUCUCCUGAUCUCUGACUACGUCCCAGGCGGCGACCCGGAAGCCCUCUCAGGAACCUGCUUGUUACUCGAUUCCGCCAUUCGGGCGGAGCAGAGGCCAGGAGGCAAGCGACACAGCGAAGCAGACUCUCGACAAUCUGGUUCGGUCUCUCCUCCACCAGCCAUACCACCGGAUGGCCGGGACACGGAUGCCGCUCGACUCUCUGUACCCUUUAUGCCAUGA